CGAGCGAACUUCGUACCUGCUGUUGGGCCAACCCAAUCGGAACAAAAGUGAUAUAUUGACAGCACAACCUGUACAAAAGGAAUAGUGAUGCGAGAUACAAAAUACGAGCAUUUUCCUCAACUCUACAGAAUAAGGUUCCUCAACUGCCGAGGCCCAAAGCCGGGACUAUAAAGGGCAGAGCCUGGACCUCCUCAGGCUCUUAGCAGACAAGCCAUGGAUGGGACUGGGGCCACACAACCGCUGGGAUAGACCGCCCCACAUCGAGUCUGAGCUGGCUAAUGGCUACGACCCUCGCAUACACCCGCACAUCAAUCUGGAUAGCCAGCCGCAUGCCAUGGAUAGCGAUGAAGACAACUCCAACUAUGUGGACGAUGAUUUAAGGUUGAACUCGGAGAAGCGGUCGGCGGUGGCGACAGCUCUGAACUCGGGCCGGCGGAGACGGCAGCCGACGCCGGCGCUCGGUAAGGCCGUCACGCCGUAUGUCGGCGUCGGUGUUCUCAACGACGUGGGCUCUUUCUUCGACUCCCUGCGCGACAACUUAGAGGCGCUGGCUUCACUGUCUCCCCAGCAGAGGUCCAACCUGUUUCAAGACCCGCCUAAUGUUGUACAUGCUCCUUCCUCCAAUCGUUCGUGGAGGCGGACGGGACUUAUCCCGGGGCGAACCACCACGAUCCGGGCCUGCUGUGGACCGGCCUGGGGCGGUAGACGAGCCGGGCGCACCCCCUCGCGACUAAUCGCAAGCGACCAGUCGCACCACUACGCCAAACGCCCCACGCAGCACUUCGAGCCCGAGGCCGGCGUCAGACCACCACAAGUCAACAUUCGCAACGCAGACCUGAAAAAGUAUAUUAGCAUUUACGACGUCGAAUCCCUACCGCAUCUCAUGUUAGCGUUACAAGAAUUUUGUUAGUGGUACAACCGAUUGUUUAAACUCCCGGUACUGGCGAUGAGAUUGAUUAAAUAAAACUUUUGACUCAACAUUUUAUUUUCUUCCAUUAUUAUAACAAAGAAACUUGCCCUGCUACCAAUUCGGUGUAGAACAUCAUAAGCAAUGUAGAGCCUUUGAGUUUGAAUGUUUAAUUAUGCGUGAAAGAUAACCUUUCAUCUCCACCUUUCAGGUAAUAAAACUCUACGUAAAAAACAAAGGCUCUUUAUAUAACAUCACAAUUUAAUUGACUCAUGGUCAGUACUUACCUGAGAAGUACCUAGUAGAUAAUAAACGUAUAUGUUUUUAAAAUACUUACAUAGAUAAAAGCUAUAUGAUUAUGGUUGUAGUCAAAUUAAUAUCAACGGCAAGAAAGGCUAUUAUUAAAUACAAAAAAAAUUAACAAAUAAAUUCGAUAAGAUUGAAAUCGUAAAAUAAAAUAAAAAAUAAUUACUUUAAUUAAAAUUAUAUUGGAGGAAAUAAAGACAUAAAACUAAUUAUAUUAAGCAGACUUCAGAUCAAUGACUAACAUUAUUUUUACACCACACUUCUAUGGUUUACUCUAUAAUACAAAUAAUCAGUACUUUUUCGUAUAAUGAAAACCUAAGUAUUAAUAUUACCAAUUCGUACUUAUUAACUUUGCAUUCCUGUCUGAUUUUUAUAGAUAGAUAAUGAAUUAACUUUAUAAUAAUCAUGUACAUACACGCAAACUGUUUAAUCGGUAAGUCAUUUCAAUUGUUAUGCGAGUGUAUUCAUUAAUGAUUCUGUAAUAUUGUCGUUUGAAUGUAUCUAGCCUAAGUGUCUUUAAUUAAUAAUCGCAAAUAUUUGUGGAAGUAAUGAUACAUAUUACAA
Ostrinia nubilalis (European corn borer) is the source of this 1777-nucleotide messenger RNA. RefSeq lists its product as uncharacterized. Bases 218 to 910 code for a protein of 230 amino acids. NCBI's taxonomy places the organism in Eukaryota, Metazoa, Arthropoda, Insecta, Lepidoptera, Crambidae. The record is from RefSeq and is a predicted model, not a curated record. The transcript is spliced from 5 exons.